ACCACCAUGCCUCGCGUCUGGAUCAUCACGGGUGCCUCGUCCGGCUUUGGCCUGCAGCUCGCCAAGAUUGCCGCCGCCGCGGGGGACACCGUCAUCGCCGCCUCGCGCAACCCGUCCAAGCUCGGCGGCAUCCCCGGCGUGACGCCCAUGCGCCUCGACCACAACGAGCCGUACCCGCAGGUCAAGGCCGACGUGGACGCCAUGGUCGCCCUGCACGGCCGGGUCGACAUCCUCGUCAACAACGCCGCGUACGUGCAGACGGGCACCCUCGAGGAGACGACUGCCGACGAGGCCCUGCGUCAGCUGCAGGCCAACGUCCUGGGCCCUCUGAGCGUGUACCGCGCGGUGCUGCCGCACAUGCGCUCGCGGCGGUCGGGCGUGCUUGUGACGAUCGGCUCGAUGAGCGGCUGGGCGCCCUUCAACGCGUGCAACCUGUACGGCAUCUCCAAGGCUGCCGUGCGCGCCCUGGGCAACGGUCUCGCGGGGGAAGUCGAGCCUUUCGGUAUCAGGCACUGCCUUGUCGAGCCGGGGCCCUUCCGCACGCCCUUGCUCGACCAGGGCGGCAAUUUCGCCGCGACAGAAGGCACGGCGCGCAUCGACGACUACCGCGCCAUGAACGAGCAGACGGACGCCACAUUCCGCGGCAUGGACGGGAACCAGCCGGGCGACCCGGUCAAGGCGUGCCAGAUCAUCUUUGACGUCGUGACGCGCGAGCCGGCCGGGGACGUGCCAGAGUACCUGCCCCUCGGCAGCAUGGCCGUGCAGGUGAUCCGCCAGUGCGCGGAAAAGGUGCUCGCGCAGCUCAAGGAGAUGGAGCCGCUGGCCAACUCUGCGGAUCUCUAG
Molecule: messenger RNA, 843 nt
Organism: Microdochium trichocladiopsis
Lineage: Eukaryota; Fungi; Ascomycota; Sordariomycetes; Xylariales; Microdochiaceae
Product: 3-oxoacyl-reductase
Exons: 1
Molecular function (GO): oxidoreductase activity
Source: RefSeq, a predicted model, not a curated record